CGUUCGGCCGAUCCGUCAGUCAGUAGUGUAUGAAUUCGGCCUCGCGCUUUGCACGUAUCCAUAGAAUAUACAUAUAGGAAACAUACGUCUCUGUCUGAUUGAAAGAAAGCAAAGCCCGAGAACAACAAGAAGAAGAAGAACAGUUGCAGAAAGAAACGAAAAAAAUUCACGAAAAUUACAUCAAAUUUUGCUCUCCUGAAAUCCGGUGCGUGUGUUCUGCUAGCAUCACCCGGAGGACGCGAAAAAUCCGGAUAAUAAGUGCACGGAUCCAGGAAGGACUCUUUAGACGCGGAGGAAACAUUUCUUCCCAGAUAUGUGCAGCUAGUUGAAAUAUGAACGUUUUCAACCAAAUAAUACCUAGUAUGAAUCCGCAAGAACUAAGUACUAUGGUUUGGAUGGGACAGUUCGCUUCGCCACUGGAUGAAAACCUCACGAACCUAUAUGGCCAGCCGGUGCCGGCAGUGAUGGACGAUAUCACGCAGUCCUCUUCAAUGGACAUCAAUCCGGCAAUCGGACCGCUAAUAGGGGAUUACAGUGGCCACGUGACGGCAAUUCCCACGCCAUCCGGCGGGCUAGCAACGAUUCCGAAUUCCGAUCUGGCCAUCACUAAUCCCGAACUGUUCAAUCUCCAGCAGCAACAGUUGCAACUGCAGCAGCAGCUCAGCCUCGGAAAUUACAGCUUCCUGGAGCAGAGCGCCCUCGCCGGUCAGCUGGCGGGAGUUGGUGGCACUGGCGGGCCCGAUGGAGAUGACGCGGUCGGAGUGACAAGAAUAGUCGAUGAUGAUGACGAAGACGAUGGUCUCAACGAUGAGGAGCACGCGAUGCAAACGUACGAACGGUACCAACGAAUGGUGGAUGCCAGCAAUGAAUUUCUGUCCGUCACGGGACAGGAAAAUUUACUAAGUUACAAGCUGAUGAACGAAGCCCAGCUGCUGCAGCCACAGGGCAGUUUUCUCGACUAUGAUGGAAGUACAAAUGACGACGGUUCGUCGAGUCCGACCCACGAGAGUUUAGUACUUAGCAGCAAACAGCUCGCAGCAGCGGCGGCGGCCACGCCAGGUGGUCAGAACAGUGGGGAGAUGGGAGCUGGAACGAUACGAUUUCCCAACAAGAAGAUCAAACCUGUGAAACGGCCCGGACUCGUGCUGAAGACUCCGAUUGCCUAUAAAGGCGACAUCGACCCAUCGGUGAUUCCAAUCCAACGCGAUGGCAUGGCAAUUUGUGAAAAGUGUGGCGCAAUAGGUGUGAAGCACUCAUUCUACACCAAGCAACGACGAUUCUGUAGCAUGACCUGCGCUCGAUCCUUCGACGCGUUACGUUUGUACAGCGGUACCAACAACACCAGCGGAAACAGCUCUGUAAGCGCGCUCAUCAGCAGCAAAUCGAUAGCGUCUCUGGAGGAUAGCAUACCACCGCUAGGAACACCCUCGGCGCUGCCCCCGGAGCAGUUAAUAGACGACUCCGCCGACGAGGAUUCUUCCAACGUCGCUCCGGCGGAGAUCGACAGCAAGCAUCAUAUCCUGCAGCAGCAACAACAGCUCCAGCUACAGCAGCAGCUGGCUCUACAGCAACAAAAUCAACAACAGUCCCAGCAACAAGUACAAAAUUUCAGCUAUAGAUUCAAAAUGUCACAUGUCGGAAGCGACAACAGCAACCACGGUGUAAAUAGCGACAAAGCAAUCAACCACGAGAUCGUUGCACAGGAUGAAAUUCCGCAACUUCCGAGGGGAACCCGGUUGGCGUCACCCUGUCCUCAGGACGAGCGAAUAAUAAGCAUUCGAAGGAAGCCAUCGGAAUUCAUGAACUCCUUCGAUUGGACAGCCUCGUUAGCGGAUCCGAAAUUCUUCGCAGCUCCGGUGACGUGUUUUCGGCACGCUCCCGGCUAUGACAUGUGGCCUAACGUGGUCAUUGGAAUGAAGGUGGAAGUCGAAAACACGGACAGCGAUAUGCAGCAAGCAAUGAUCGGCGGAACGCCCCAUUCGUUUUGGGUGGCGACCGUCCUGAGAAUAUGUGGCUACAAAGCCCUUCUUCGUUACGAAGGAUUUGACACGGAUCCUUCGAAAGAUUUUUGGGUAAACCUCUGCUCGUCGGAAGUCCAUCCUGUUGGUUGGUGUGCCACUCGGGGUAAACCUUUGAUCCCACCUAAAAGUUUAGCCAAGCCGUACAAAGAUUGGAAGGAGUUCUUGGUGAAACGACUCUCUAACGCGAGAACAUUGCCCUCUACGUUUUAUAAUAAAAUCAGCGAUAGCUUUAAGUCGCGCUUUCGCGUGGGUUUGAACUUGGAAGUGGUGGAUAAGAAUCGAAUAAGCCAAGUCAAGGUAGCCUCGAUCAACAAAGUCGUGGGGAAACGGCUUUACGUGAGAUACUACGACAGUCCACCAGAUGACAACGGUUUCUGGUGCCACGAGGACUCCCCCCUUAUUCAUCCUGUGGGCUGGGCAACUACGGUUGGACACAACUUGGCCGCACCAGAGGAGUACAUGGAACGGAUGAAUGCUGCCCGAGAUCAAAUCCUAGAGGCAAACGAAGAUGACGCCACAAUGGAUCUGUUCAAAACCAAUUUCCACUUCGAAGAGUAUUAUCUGGAGGGUAAACAGACCGGUUUCGAGGAGGGUAUGAAACUGGAAGCCGUCGAUCCGCUCAAUCUUUCCUCAAUAUGCGUGGCGACGGUGAUGUCGGUGCUGAAGUUUGGCUACAUAAUGAUCCGCAUCGAUUCGUACGACCCGGACGUGAGUGGAGCGGAUUGGUUUUGCUAUCAUGAAAAAUCUCCCUGCAUUUUCCCAGUUGGUUUCUGUUCGACCAACCAGAUCACCCUGACACCCCCCAAGGGAUAUGAUUUGAGCAAUUUUACCUGGGAACAGUACCUCAUCGACACAAACAGCAAACCCGCCAUGGAAAACCUGUUCUACCGGGAUAUCAUUCGGCAGAAGUUCAAGGUUGGAAUGAAACUGGAAUCCGCGGAUCUGAUGGACCCACGGUUGAUUUGUGUGGCAACUAUUUCACGUGUCGUCGGCCGGCUGCUGAAGGUUCACUUCGACGGCUGGGAUGACGAGUACGACCAGUGGCUGGACAGCGAGAGCCCGGACAUCUAUCCGAUCGGGUGGUGUGUGUUGGUUGGCCACAAAUUGGAAGGACCCCGCGUGAUGCCCAAAAUCCCACCGACGCAAAAAGUGUCCCCCAAAAUGAUCAAGAAGGGGAAGCGAAAGAAGAAAAUGAUGAAGUUUGAGUUGAAUACAGCAGACUUGCAUCCAGUUCCCACGACGCGCACAGCUUCGAUCAAGAAGGAACAGGAACAGUUCGAGCAGCAGAAGCUGCUCAGUGCAACCCAGAACAGCAUCCCAUUCUCGAUAGCUCAGCUGCAGAGUAACUUGGAUCAAAUCCAGUAUUCCAGCCACAGCACGGCGGCCUCACUGGAAUCUCACAGUAUCAGUAGCGGAACGUCAUCUUCACUGCUGUCAAUCAAACACGAACCUCCACACGAUCCGUUGCUUGGGCCGAUAUUCGAUCAAUCGAAUGAGAGCAUUAUCGUGGGAGACGAUGACAUGAGUGGUGAUCUCAAAACCGAAGAUGAAGACGGCGAAUCUAAUAGUGCCACAGGAAAUCCCUCCUCGGUUCCCUCGGAAAUAACCGACAUCGAUAUGGAGAAAAUCAUUCCAAGGCUAAUCAACGACAACGGGAGUAAUUCUCCUGAGCCCGCUAACGGUCAGAUCAAUCCUGACAGUUGGGAUAUCAAGGACGUUGCAAUGUUCCUAACGGCAAAUGAUUGUUCGGUUCAUUGCGAUCCGUUUGUGGCGAGUGGGAUCGACGGGAAGCGGCUGCUUCAGCUCAGUAAGGACGAUAUCAUCACUUUGCUUCACAUGAAAGUGGGGCCUUCGUUAAAAAUCUAUGAUCUCAUUCAGCAACUAAAGUGCAAAAUCGAUCCGAGCAAGUCGCGGCUACUUAAGUCUAGCCUAGGCAAAAAGUAUCUGUAGCGAGGGGUAAUCAAUUGCGUAUCGUGGAACCCAAAUGAGAUGAAAACAAGGGACAAAUUCAAGAGUAUUAAUUUAUUUCUCUGUUCUUCAUUUGCGCCACAUUUGCUGGUUUAUAUAGAUUUUUUUUUUCGUUUUUAUAGGUAGAUUUUUUCCGUGUAGCAAGAUUUAUAGGUCUUUUUUAAGUGAGUACCCUUUCUGUUGUGAUGAAAGCGAAACGAGUUUUAAAAAAUAGUGUCGAUGGGAUUCCAAAGCUUUGCGUCGAUGAAUAUGAAGUCAGAAACUUAUGCGCAUAAUAUUUUUUCGCGAAACAACAUUUCCAGUGAGAUAGAAAAGCAAAGUGUAGAAAGCAAUUACCAAAAAAGUUACACAAAACAAAGGAAAUCACGCCGCACCACAAUGGGAACUCUAUUCGGUGUUUAAAGGGAUGUGAAGCAGAUUCUAGCUCGAUUUGCGAUAGUGUCUAAACAAAGAAACAAGCAAACAAACAAACAAUAAUACAAACGUAUAAAGAGAAAAGGUAUACACGUAUUUGUAAAAAUCUAAAAGUCUUAAAAUGCUAAAGUGGUAGUAUAAUGGUUCAGAAUUUAUUGAAGCAUCUUUUUUACGAGGAAAGAGAAAGCUAAAUUGUAUAUUUAGAUUAGAGUAGCGGAUACAUGAGAGAAAUACAAAGCAAAGGAGAUAAUGUUUCUUGGAAAA
This is a messenger RNA of Toxorhynchites rutilus septentrionalis, 4667 nucleotides long. It is a transcript of the gene Sfmbt, whose product is annotated as polycomb protein Sfmbt. Lineage: Eukaryota; Metazoa; Arthropoda; Insecta; Diptera; Culicidae. The coding region runs from base 333 to 3971 and encodes 1212 amino acids. Gene Ontology annotation, molecular function: zinc ion binding. The transcript has 8 exons. Gene Ontology annotation, biological process: regulation of DNA-templated transcription; heterochromatin formation. The record is from RefSeq and is a predicted model, not a curated record. Gene Ontology annotation, cellular component: nucleus.